AUGGAUGCCACUGCUAGUGGGCCCUCGAGCGUGCAAUAUCACAACAUUACCGAGCAAGCAAUCUCCUCCCUUUCCCCUCAGCCCAUAAUAGCCCACACGAGGCAAACCCGUCAUUGUUUCGGUAAUGUGGGCCCAGGAGAGUUCCCUUUGUCCGCAAAUCCCUCAAUCGUCCUUCAUGUCCUCACCGCGUGCAAUCUCGACCCGCAAGACCUUGCCAAACUUGAGGCGACAUGUUGGUUCUUUAAACAGCCCGCGAAUUUUUCGCCCGAAAACGAGCUCUCAUUGGCCGAGCUGGCGGCACUCGACAUGUGCCGCAAACGGGCCGUGUUUAAAUCGAUGACGAUCGAGCAAAGCCAAGAUUUAAAGCAAAUGUGUGGAGGCUCUUGGAAAUUGGUCUUGAGGUACUUAUUGGCUGGUGAGUUGUGUUACCGAAGGGAGAAGGCCCAGGCAAUUGCGGGCCCGGGCCACAGUCUUGUUGUGACUAAUGGUGGAAGUGUGUAUACGUUCGGUUCCAACAGCUCAGGGCAGCUCGGGCAUGGGAAUACAGAUGAGGAGUCACGUCCUCGUCUGAUUAGGUCUCUUCAAGGGAUUCGUAUUAUCCAUGCAGCUGCGGGGCCCAGCCGAACCAUGCUAAUUAGCGACACUGGCCGAGUUUACGCCUUCGGAAAAGAAUCUUUCGGAGAAGCCGAGUACACUAUCGAAGGGAACAAUAACAAUAUGAUCACGACCCCUCGGCUCGUCGAUUCUUUGAAAGAUAUAUUCGUCGUGCAAGCCGCUAUGGGAAAUUUCUUCACAGCUGUUUUAUCCAGAGAGGGAAGAGUACACACAUUUUCUUGGGGUAAGGAAGAAAAACUCGGCCAUCAGAUGGAUCUUAAUGAUGUGGAGCCCCGCCCUUUGUUGGGCCCGCUCGAGAAUGUUCCGGUUGUUCAGAUAGCAGCUGGCUACUGCUACCUUCUUGCUCUCGCUUGUCAGCCUAGCGGCAUGCCCGCGAAUGUGUUGACCCCUCAGCUCGUGACUUCCCUAAAGCAAAUAAAUGAAAAGGUGACAAAGGACAACUUGGAGUCGAGCUCGGCCCGGAUCAUACCGAACGGGCCAGCCCAGAUCGGGUUGAUAUAA
Striga hermonthica is the source of this 1116-nucleotide messenger RNA. The record is from the annotation of a GenBank genome assembly. Lineage: Eukaryota; Viridiplantae; Streptophyta; Magnoliopsida; Lamiales; Orobanchaceae.